AUGACUGAAGUAGAAAAACAAAAAUUUCGAAAUGACUCAGAGUUUUAUGAAAUUGUGCGAACUUUUCACGAAUUGGUGACAGAGAUCAAUAAAAGUUUUCACAAAGGAAAAAAGCAAUAUCAUAAAAAGAAUAAUCAUCAUAUGAAAUAAGGCUAAAUUCAGAAAAAAACGAAACGAAUAUAAAAAUAACCUAUAAAACUGGAAUUUGGAAGGAAUCAAUAUCACAUAAAAAUAGCAUACAAGAUUUUUUAUUUGAACUCUACAUCGGAAAACUCCUUAAUCUCAAUGGACAAAUGGAAUCCUCUUCAACAAUCAAUGAAAAUAGUUAAACAACCAGAGGAUAUUGACAUCAAGAAAAAGUAUGUGUAAAUUGUUGAGCAAUAAUCAGGAAAAAGAGAAGCAGCUUGA
Messenger RNA from Paramecium tetraurelia, 408 nucleotides. RefSeq lists its product as uncharacterized. The transcript has 2 exons. The record is from RefSeq and is a predicted model, not a curated record. NCBI's taxonomy places the organism in Eukaryota, Ciliophora, Oligohymenophorea, Peniculida, Parameciidae.